This is a messenger RNA of Cherax quadricarinatus, 3432 nucleotides long. RefSeq names its product transmembrane protein 170B. Lineage: Eukaryota; Metazoa; Arthropoda; Malacostraca; Decapoda; Parastacidae. The record is from RefSeq and is a predicted model, not a curated record.
UUUGUCCCAGGAUGCGACCCACACCAGUCGAUUAACACCCAGGUAACCAUUGUACACUGAUGGGUGAAUAGGGACAGCAGGGGUCUUACGGAAACACGUCCCUAUUGUUUUCCAACUGUACCGGAGGAGAUUCAAACUCCAGACCUCAUUGUGUGAGGUGCUGCCUUGAUGUUGGUGAUGGGCUCCUGAGGUAGAAGGUAUUAGGUAAAAAGACACACGUGCGACUGGUGUGACAUUUUAUAGCGGCAAUGUUUCGCUCUCCACGAGCUUAAACAAGCCAAUAUUGGCUUAACAAAACUCCUGGAGAUCGAGUAAAUAAAUCCUAGAAUGCAUGAAGAGGACAAUGCACCAUAAAGGAUGGUGUCUAGGUGUGGUACUCUUGAGGGCCAUUGCAAUAUUAGUAAUCUGGGGUCCUCUGGUUGGGAUUCUCAGAGGUGUGAAGGCUGUCGUUGCUUACAGUACCCAACUUGAUACAACAUAUGCGGAGGGGAACGAUCCCAAACCGUUAGAGACUUUCCCAGAAUUAUGGCAGAGAAUAUUCCUCUGGGGAUUUUUCUCUCUAUUAUUUAUCCAUAUUGUGUCAGCCAUCAUUGCAUUUUUGAUGCUCAGACGACAUAAAUAUGGAAGAUUUUCAGCUGCGUGUAUUAUACUCAUUGGAAUGUGCACUACAUUUACAAUGUGUGCGGCUACCAGCGCCGCUGUUGGGUUUGUGUUAUACCAAGCCAAGAUUUCUUUGCAACCAAUUCAUGCCAUGAUUUGCGGUAUAGCCCAGACAGCUCUAUACAUUCUUUUCUCAUUUUCACGAGUCAUGCCAACCCUAUAAGCUCCAUGACUUUGAAAAGACCAUUUCUUUGAAUUUGUAGUAAUUUUUGCUUGAUACUGGAUUAUAAAAGAAGUGAGGAAUGAUAUUACAUAAUUUUUGUUUGAUACUGGAUUAUAAAAGAAGUGUUAAAAGAAGUGAUUAUUGAUAUUACAUAAGAAAAAGAAGCUUUGAAAUAUUUAUAAUGAACUCAUAUGUAGGUACAACUGAUUUGGGUGACAAAAAGAUGUACAGUAUAAUUUUUUUUUUUUUCUGCAUUUACAGUAUGUGUGAUUAAAGGGCAAGAGUUACAUGUGUAUAUUUUAAGAGGCGAUGUUCUUUUCAUUCAUAAUUAUAUAAAAAUUUAACAGGAACUGAAACCCAAAUUGUAUCAUUCAGAGCGAGGAGUAGCAAAGGCUUGAUCCUCCAUCAGCUAGUCGUGGUCUGGUCUCUGACAGCCAAAACUUAAUUUCAAUCCAUUGUUAUUUUUAUUCUUAUUCUGUCGUAAAUAUUCUUGAAGUAACAAGAAGUGUUACUGCAGUAUAUAUACCUUCAUGGCCUUGUGAAAAUACCCAAAAGUGUGUCUUCUGUAAGUAGUUGCAGAUUAGAUUACAUUCCAGUUGAAUGCAUAGAAAUCCAUCCAUUAUUAAUCAGUCUUAGAAGGUAGAUUGCUCACCAAGAAAUAUACUUUUUCAAAAUAUUUUUUUGCUCUCAGUUUUCUCUACUACUUUAUUAGUUUUGGAAUGCUGUUUUUAAAUUUUGCCUGCAACUGAUUUUAGAUAAUUCACGAAUUUUUUAACGAGUGCUUAAUUUCUGUGUUGUUGACUCGGUUCAUUUAAAUAAAACAAUAACAUUUGAACUAUCAUUGUAAGAGAGGACUUUUUUUUAUGAUCACUCUGUUUACAUAUUAAUUUAUUUAUUUAUAAGCAAUAAUUUAAAAAAUUUUUGUUAACUUGUACCUGGAAGUAUAUUAUUUGUGUAAUUUGAGCCCUUCAGUAAUGAUAUUAUAGUAAGUUCCUACAUUUAUGGUCUGCAACUCCUGGAAUUAGGCUCAUGGUCUAGGAAGAAUGGCAAGGUUAUAAUUCUUAUGUAUCUUAGCUUCAUUGUGGCCUUUAUGUUGCAAUAUCAAAGUUAACCUUUGCUUUAUGCUAAGAGUACUAUUCCAUAGUGUGGAAGUGUGUCAAACACAUUAUCAAAGCUUAGUUUAAUUUUCCAUGCAAUGUUUGCCAUAUUAUUUAUAGCCAUUUUGAGUUUUAAUGUAAACUAAUUACACUUAAUUGAUACAUCUUUACAUGUCAGUGGUCAUUGUUAAGGUACCAUUAUGUUGCUUCUAACCUGAAAUUAUUCCCUCAAAGAAUUUCCAGCAAACAUUUAUAAACAAAAUCUUAGUUACUACUAUAAGUUUUCAUUAUUCAGUAAGAAUUUUUUCUACAUUUUUGCAGUUAUGGGGGUAGGUAUUGUUUGUCAAUGGUUUUUGUGGCUGUGCUGUAAGUAAAUGUGGGUACUAUGCCCUAAUAUCAGAGAAUGUGUAGUGUCUAUAUCUUUUCAGAGUUUUGGCUUAUGUUUCUUUAUACUGAUAAAAUUAAUAUUGACUAGAUUUUUGUGGAAGUUUUUGCCAUAAUGUGAUAUGUCAUAAAGCUUGAUAUCCCCCCUUUUUUUUAAACUUUCGACAACUAGAGAAUAAUGUAUUUUUUUAUAAUAAAGAUAGUUUUAUGAUUUAACUAUUUCAUUAUAAAGCAAAGUUGUACUCAGCAGGUCUGAGAAAUAUUUGCAUAUAAUACACUGUAUUUGAAAGGAAGAAAACAAUCGUCAUUGCUUUCUAGCUGCAUUUCCUGGAGGAAACAAACUGGGGCUCAAUACUGACCCGCUGUACUACGGAACUAAUAGAAUGAAUGAGAAAUUUAAUCGGUGAAGAAUCUUAUUAGGUAAGAAUGCAUGAGAGUAGACUGGUGUGUUGGAAAGCAUAGGCCUGGGAAAAAUACUGAAAAAAUGUCUACUGUUAAGCUGAUAAUGCAUUACAAAACCAUCCUGAGCUCCCUGUUAGCAUUAAAAUAAUCAAUACCAUCAAAUGUUGUACACUGAGGCAGAGUCAGAACAUUUACAGUGUUAACUUGAGUUUUUUAACCAUAAGUUAAAAAAAUUAUGUGAUUGAUUUUCAUGGUCAUUAUAGAAUAACAAAAUCAGUGAAUUAAUUGCUGCAGUAAAUUUUCUUGAAGUUACAAAUAAUAAUUGUAUUAGAAGCAGACAUACAAUAAUAUUCAGUUUAUGUUUUUGUUGAGAUUUUUUUAAUUGUUAACCCUUUGACUGUCGCAACCCCCAAUCCUGAGGUGUCUCCUGGUGUCGCAAAAUUUAAAAAAGAAAAAAAAAAAAAAUUUCUUAUGAAAUGAUAGAGAAUCUUUUCCCGAUUGUAAUGACACCAAAAAAACGAAAUUUGAUGGAAAACUGACGGAAUUAUGCUCUCGCGAAGUUAGCGACUUCGGCGCUGUUUACAAAUCGGCGAUUUCGCCCACUUUGAGCCCUAUUUUCGGCUAAUUCCAUUGUUCUAGUUGCCCAAACUCAUAGCUAUUUCUUUAGAACUCCAUUUUUUCUAUCGAUUGAGUACAAGAAACUGCCCAUUUUACCGAUUUCAACUA